AUGUUGCCGCCAAGAACACAGUGUGACACUCUCCUCGACGCAUAUUUCAAAAGCUUUGAGUCGGCCUUGCGCAUUCUCCACGUUCCAUCCUUCAUGCAGAGGUACGAGCAGUUCUGGGAUCGUGCUCGAUCACAACGGAAUGAUGCAGACGAUACGUUUGUGUGUACUCUUCUUGUCGCCAUUGCUAUUGGGUCAUGCGUGUUACUCGGACCGCAUGUUCUCAAUGACUCGGGGUGUGCUUUGCAGGAGCAGGCCGCGGGCUGGAUCGCCUAUUCAAGGGAUUUUUUGUCACGCAAGAUUGUCACGGGCACACAUGAGAACUUCGAAAUAGCCCAGCUCAUGUGUCUGCUGACUCUGGCACGGCAUACGCAGGCCCAGUCUGGGGACUCAGCUGGUUCCCGGUUCAUGUUCAGUGACGAUAAUCCGGCCCGAGUAGGAAUCCGGAUGCGCCUCUUUCACGAGCCAGUAACAAAGGGAGCUCAUGGAUCAACAAAAGAUGCAGAGAUGCAUCGCCGCCUGUGGGCCACGAUGCUAGAACUUUCUUUGCAGUCGUGCCUGGCUGAAGGACUACCGGCCCCAAUUGCUCCCGACGGCUAUGACUGUGAGCCACCAUCAAACAUCUCGGAUGAAGACAUUGAAGGAGGGGUUAACCAACAAGGCUUCACACCCACAACCAUUCUGGGGCUUUUAGCAAAAACACAGCGGCUUCGGUUACGGAUCCUACAUUUAGCCAACAUGCCAAGGACGCCAAAGACUUCGCAUGAAGCGUAUCGCAUCGGAGCUGAGCUCAACGAGGCAUGCAACGCCAAUAUGCAAGUGCUCAAUGCAAUGAAACCGCCGCAGCCCAUAGAGUUCCAACGCAGACUGCUCGAUAUGUGUACCCGAUCAUUUGUGUUGGCUCUUCACACUUCGUUUUCCGAGCCGGAUUUCACCGAGCCUGCAUCCUAUUACUCGCGCCGCAUGCGGAUGGAGAUCUCCAUGCUCCUCCUCUGCCCCCAAGCCAGUCAGGAGAGGCCUGAUAGCUCGAGCGUGCCGAAUAUGGCUGUCUCCGCACCAUAUGCCCCGGAAAUAACAGGCCACAGCAUGUCAGCUUUCUAUGGCACAUGUACUAAUCAGACUGCCACGGGCAGGCCAGCGAAUACGACGACACCCCCCCUAGCCAUGUCAGACGCAUACAUGUCGCUCCUGAUCCACAGCAACAGCCAUGGGCACUUUGUACGCAUGCACCGGCAGAUGCUAGCCUCGCUGUGCCUCGACCUCAUCAGCGAGCUGGAGAAGAACGAGUUCCCCAUUCUGAACCAGCCGUCUCUACACCAGAUCCGCGGCGUGCUGCGGGUCGCCAUGCAAGUGUUUGAGAGCCGCAUGCGAAGCUCUUCCGGGGCAAAUUCAGCCCGCGAGUUCGUCGUCUUUGCCGCCGCUGCAGCUCACAUAGACGCGCUCUUGCUGGGCGCCUUGGAUGUGGACGAAACGACUGCGAGAGCGGUACUGAGUGCAUUGAAUGUGUUUACCGAAGUGUUGCAAAGGACCAAAGUCUAA
Bipolaris zeicola 26-R-13 is the source of this 1536-nucleotide messenger RNA. RefSeq lists its product as uncharacterized. Gene Ontology annotation, biological process: regulation of transcription by RNA polymerase II. Gene Ontology annotation, cellular component: nucleus. The transcript is spliced from 2 exons. Lineage: Eukaryota; Fungi; Ascomycota; Dothideomycetes; Pleosporales; Pleosporaceae. Bases 1 to 1536 code for a protein of 511 amino acids. Gene Ontology annotation, molecular function: DNA-binding transcription activator activity, RNA polymerase II-specific; RNA polymerase II cis-regulatory region sequence-specific DNA binding. The record is from RefSeq and is a predicted model, not a curated record.